Molecule: messenger RNA, 3739 nt
Organism: Vanrija pseudolonga
Lineage: Eukaryota; Fungi; Basidiomycota; Tremellomycetes; Trichosporonales; Trichosporonaceae
Gene: its3
Product: Phosphatidylinositol 4-phosphate 5-kinase its3
Exons: 2
Coding region: 561-3557 (998 amino acids)
Biological process (GO): phosphatidylinositol phosphate biosynthetic process
Cellular component (GO): plasma membrane
Molecular function (GO): 1-phosphatidylinositol-4-phosphate 5-kinase activity
Source: RefSeq, a predicted model, not a curated record
CUCACUCGUUUACUCGUUUCUCCAUCAACACGACACAUCCAUUCUUUUAAAACAUCUCUCUCGUCUCUCGUUUGCAUCAUCAUCGCGCAACGCAUCAUCACCAAGACAUCCAAAACCUACCGACCGACCCCCACGCGCUAUCCACUUUGUGUUGGAAUCCUGUCCGUCGGCCAAGGAGACUAAAUAGCGUGCCCACCCCCCGGGGGCACCACUGGAGCGCGCUCCCUUGUUAGCCCGGCCCCCGAGCUAGGGGUUGCUUCCUCCCCGACCAAUUCCUCAACCCGCACUGCAGCACUGCGCUGCUUUCAACGACAAGACAGCCUAAUACCAUCGACCGACCGAGAGAGACAUAACCCCUCCCCCGCUGUCACCUCUUCCUCUCUUCUCCCCUUCUCUCACUGCAUACUGCGCAUUGUUGCCAGCGCGCUCGACGACGACCACAGCGCCAGCCGCACGCAACACACACCGCACAGCAGACCCGUGUCCGCAUCGCUACCAGCGCGCGUUGAUCGCCCCAAACACACCGCAGACACUGCAAUAUCACGCAUCCGCCUAAUCCAAUGGCUGCCGUUCCCAUUGCUGUGCCAGGCGUAAACGGCGACCGUCCUUCAUUUGGAUCUGGCACCGCCUCGCCCCCGCGUGUCAACCCAUAUCACUACGUUGCGUACCCGAACAACAGUGACGACCUUCUCCCGCCACUCCCACCUCACUUGGAACGGCUAGCCAACGGCGAGGGCGGGACCGACGACGAGCAGGACUCGGACACGUCGGACGAAGAGGACGACGAGGACGACGUACAGUUUGUCGGUGAGCGCGCUGCAAGUCCUCCCACCACACCAUUGCCGCCGACUUCGGCAAAGAGUGAGAACGGGCCUCCUUCUGCAUACCGCCCAGACCAGAGCCCCAACGGCGCGUCGAAGCGUAUCAUGAAGAAGGUUAGCAGCGUGUUCCGCCGCGGCGACCAGGUUGGCGUCGAAGCCGCCUCGCCAGAAGCCAACACGCCCAAGGGCGUGGCUGCGGCUGCGGCUGCGGGCGGCGUCCCUCGCGGCGUAUCGCCGGGCGCACUGCGCAUGCAGGGCCCACCACCUAGCCCCCCGCUCAGUGAUGCCGAUGACGACGAGGUCGCCAGCAUUGCCGUCACUGAAGCAACCAUGGACGUUCCAGGGUUUGUUGCUCAUGGCGAGGAGCACAACCUCGCCAUGGAGACCAGUGAGUCGCGCGCCCCUCUUCAACUCUUCAGCCACCCCCGAUCUGCAACUCCAGAGCAAUAUACUGAGCCCCCAACUGGGACCCACGCAGCAACACCAACGUUUGCAAACGGCAAGUCGGUCGCACCACUGGACAACGGACAGGCUCCCUCAGAAUUCGAGAAGCCGUCGGCACCAUUCCUCGGCGUUCAGGUCCCUCGCAGAGUUUCCAAUGGCUCGACGUCGAGCCAUCGCGCCGGCUCGCUUUCGAUGGUGCGCAGCGGUCGACUGGCACCCCAGAGGAACGAGCGCGGCAAUGUGUCGCCUGAACGGCAACCCGUUCACAAGAUGCGACCAGGAGUUCAGCCUGGCGUAUCCUCGGGUCCUCCCUCAGAAGCGUCCUUCUCUACGGCAGUCAUUUACCAGGACGAGGGAGUCAUGACGACGCAGCAGGUGCCAAGACGACACGCCUCCAACCUGUCGUUAUCCAACCUGCCACCACCUCGCAUCGACACGUCGUUCAACUCGUACUCAGCAUCAUCAUCGCCCAACUCGAUCAACGGGCAGCAUGGUCAUCUCAGCCACCCCGGUAUCCAGCGCCGCAACACCAACCCCACGACACCAUCACCGGGUCUGCCCAUGGGCGGCGCCAACCUCCAGCACAGCAUCUCGGCCAGCGCCCACGCGCCUGCGGCUCCGAUGGACGACUUCAACCUACCCGGAGACAGUCUGGCUCAGAACAUUCUUGCCCAGACUGAGAUUGUCCGCCGCGAGCGUCUGGAGCGCCGCCGUCAGAAGCAGAGGAGUUUGCUUCUCGAGACUGAGCAGGCCGCGCAGCUCGCCGAGACUGAGGCCGAGCUCGCGCGCGCUGGCUCGCACCACCGCCACCACCACCACCACCGCAAGGAGACAGACGAGACCAAGGUUCUGGUUGGCAACCUCGUCGGCGAGGGCCACCGCAACUACGUCCUCAUGUACAACAUGCUCACGGGCAUCCGCGUGGCCGUCUCCCGUUGCCAGGCCAAGAUCAGGCGUCCACUGGUCGAAGACGACUACCUCGCGUCGCACAAGUACUCGUUCGACAUGCUCGGUAAUGAGUUGACGCCAUCUGCCAAGUACGACUUCAAGUUCAAGGACUACGCACCCUGGGUGUUCCGGGAGCUGCGUGACGACCACUUUCAUCUCGACCCUGCCGAUUACCUCUUGUCCCUGACAGCCAAGUACAUCUUGUCUGAGCUUGGCUCCCCUGGCAAGUCUGGUUCCUUCUUCUACUACUCUCGCGACUACCGGUUCAUCAUCAAGACCAUCCCCCACCAUGAGCACGCCUUCCUCCGGUCUAUUCUUAAGGAUUACCACGAGCACGUGCGCACCAACCCCCACACGUUGCUGUCUCGCUUCUAUGGUCUCCACCGUGUCAAGAUGCCUCGUGGCCGCAAGAUCCACUUCGUCAUCAUGAACAACCUCUUCCCGCCACACAAGGACAUUCACGAGACAUACGACCUCAAGGGUUCCGCAUGGGGCCGUGAGACGUCGGCCGAGAAGCUCGCGGCCAACCCCAAGACUGUUCUCAAGGACAAGAACUGGGUCAACCGUGGACGUACUCUCGAGCUCGGCCCGGAGAAGCGCGCGCUCUUCACCGAGCAGCUUCGUCGGGACAUGGAGUUCCUCCGAAGGAUCAACGUCAUGGACUACUCGCUUCUCGUUGGUAUCCACAACGUCGAGCGUGGUAACCGCGACAACCUUCGUGAGAACACCUUGGCCUUCUUCCAGCCCGAGGCUCCUGUCAAGCGCAAGCCUUCGAGCGUCAAGCACCACGCCGAGGCCAAUACCAUGCGUCGCGCAGUCGCCCGUGCCGACCCGAAACGUCUCCUCGAUGCGUCGCAGCUCCCGUCGGACGGCUCGGAAGACCGUCGCCACUUCCUCUUCUACCAGGAUGAUGGCGGUUUGCGCGCCACCGACGAGCAGAACAGGCCGAUGGACAUUAUCUACUACCUCGGUGUCAUCGACAUUUGCACGCCGUACAACACGAAGAAGUGCAUCGAGCACGCGUGGAAGAGCAUGACCGAGAACCCCGUCACCAUCUCGUGUGUCGAGCCCAACACGUAUGGCCAGCGUUUCCUCAACUUCCUGAUGUCGGUCGAGCGUAACGGAGACAUGUCGCUCCGCCCGCAGGGUCUCGAGCCUCCGCAGGGCGAGAAGAACCAGGUCACCGCAGUUGGCUGCGACCACGACCCACCUGGAGUCGAGAAGCUCAUCCCUCGGGUGUACACUUCCGAGCACAUGACGGACCAGGAGAAGGCUGCCGCGGCGGUCGCCGAGGCCAUUGCGCCUGUCCACCGCGCGAUCGUGGGCCACCUCAAGGCCGAGUAAGCGUGCCGCAAAAUGCGUCUUGCCUGCGAGCAAGACAUUGUACGAAACUAUUAGAGACGAGCCCGGCGAGGCAAAGAAGCAGAGGCUGAGAGAAGAGAUUGCAGUUGUUAGUUGUUUGGGGCCUUUGUUACAUUCAUCCACCGCCGUUUGUAUACACCUUGUUCGUACCUUUGCAAUGCAGC